UUCUCUCCCGCCCCUUUCCUCCCACCUGGCUCCUUGUGAACUUCUCCGGGACUCCACUUCCUGGCGACUGGGGCUCUGGGAUAAGCCUCUUGCUUGGGUCCCGGGCCUCCCCCCUGCUAAACCUGGUCUCUCGAGGCUAGUGGUGGUUUCGGUUGCGACACAGUUUAAGUUCCCUGGCUGAAGCUGCUCAGCCUAGCUGCUUCCUCACUUUUCACUGAGGAGGUGGUGGAAGGUGUCGCCGGGAGGCGGCAGAGCCAGCUCCCCCACCCUGGGCCUGGCUCUUUGAGGCCUCUGUACUUUGCCCUCGCUGCCUGACAGGUUCUCCUGGGCCCUGCUGAAUGGAAGUCGACGUCGCUCCCUGCCCCUUUCUCAGAACGGCCGGCCCUCGGACACCUGGACGCCAAGCCCAGCAGUAAGGCCAACAUGCUCCGUGGCCGCAACUCGGCCACGUCUGCUGACGAGCAGCCACACAUCGGCAAUUAUCGGCUCCUCAAGACCAUCGGUAAAGGCAACUUUGCUAAGGUGAAGUUGGCCCGGCAUGUCCUGACUGGCAAGGAGGUGGCGGUGAAGAUCAUUGACAAGACCCAGCUCAAUUCUUCCAGCCUCCAGAAACUGUUCCGGGAAGUAAGAAUAAUGAAGGUUUUGAAUCAUCCCAACAUAGUUAAAUUAUUUGAAGUGAUUGAGACAGAGAAGACCCUUUAUCUUGUAAUGGAGUACGCUAGCGGAGGAGAGGUGUUUGACUACCUGGUAGCACAUGGGAGGAUGAAGGAAAAAGAGGCCCGAGCCAAGUUCCGACAGAUAGUCUCGGCUGUACAGUACUGUCACCAGAAGUUCAUUGUGCAUAGAGACUUGAAGGCAGAAAACCUGCUCCUGGAUGCCGACAUGAACAUCAAAAUUGCCGACUUUGGCUUCAGUAACGAAUUCACCUUUGGCACAAAGCUGGACACCUUCUGUGGCAGCCCUCCCUACGCUGCCCCAGAGCUCUUCCAGGGCAAGAAGUACGACGGGCCCGAGGUGGAUGUCUGGAGCCUCGGCGUCAUCCUCUACACGCUGGUCAGCGGCUCCCUGCCUUUUGACGGCCAGAACCUCAAGGAGCUCCGGGAGCGGGUGCUGCGGGGGAAGUACCGGAUCCCAUUCUACAUGUCCACGGACUGCGAGAACCUGCUCAAGAAGUUCCUCAUCCUCAACCCCAGCAAGAGGGGCACUUUGGAGCAAAUCAUGAAAGACCGGUGGAUGAACGUGGGGCACGAAGAAGACGAACUCAAGCCGUACGUGGAGCCGCUGCCGGACUACAAGGACCCCCGGCGGACAGAGCUGAUGGUCUCCAUGGGCUACACGCGGGAGGAGAUCCAGGACUCCCUAGUGGGCCAGAAAUACAACGAGGUGAUGGCCACCUACCUGCUGCUGGGCUACAAGAGCUCGGAGCUGGAGGGCGAGACGAUCACACUGAAGCCACGGCCGUCGGCAGAACUGACCAGCAGCGGUGCCCCGUCCCCAUCCCACAAGGUACAGCGAAGCGUCUCCGCCAACCCCAAGCAGCGACGCUUCAGCGAUCAGGCUGGUCCUGCCAUCCCCACCUCCAACUCCUACUCCAAGAAGACACAGAGUAACAAUGCGGAGAACAGGCGGCCCGAAGAGGAGCGGGAGUCCGGGCGGAAGGCCAGCAGCACCGCCAAGGUGCCCGCCAGCCCGCUGCCUGGCCUCGAGAGGAAGAAGGCCACACCCACUCCCUCGACGAACAGCGUGCUCUCCACCAGCACCAACAGGAGCCGGAACUCCCCGCUGUUAGAGCGAGCCAGCUUAGGCCAGAGCUCCGUCCAGAACGGCAAGGACAGCCUAACCAUGCCAGGCUCCCGGGCCUCCACGGCCUCCGCCUCCGCCGCUGUCUCUGCGGCACGGCCCCGCCAGCACCAGAAGUCCAUGUCGGCCUCCGUGCACCCCAACAAGGCCUCGGGGUUGCCCCCGACAGACAGUAAUUGUGAGGUGCCCAGGCCCAGUACCGCUCCCCAGAGGGUCCCUGUGGCCUCCCCCUCGGCUCACAACAUCAGCAGCAGUGGGGGAGCCCCGGAACGGACCAACUUCCCCCGGGGGGUGUCAAGCAGAAGCACCUUCCACGCCGGGCAGCUGCGCCAGGUGCGGGAUCAACAGAACCUGCCCUAUGGGGUCACACCUGCCUCUCCUUCUGGCCACAGCCAAGGCCGACGGGGGGCCUCCGGCAGCAUCUUCAGCAAAUUCACAUCCAAGUUUGUUCGCAGAAAUCUGUCUUUCAGGUUUGCCAGAAGGAACCCGAAUGAACCCGAAAGCAAAGACCGAGUGGAAACCCUCAGACCUCACAUGGUGGGCGGCGGGGGCAGCGACAAGGACAAGGACGAGAACCGGGAGGCCAAGCCGCGCUCUCUGCGCUUCACCUGGAGCAUGAAGACGACCAGCUCCAUGGAGCCCAACGAGAUGAUGCGGGAGAUCCGGAAGGUGCUGGACGCUAACAACUGCCAAUGCGAGCUGCAGGAGAAGUUCAUGCUCCUGUGCGUGCACGGCACCCCGGGCCACGAGACCUUCGUGCAGUGGGAGAUGGAGGUGUGCAAGCUGCCGCGCCUCUCCCUCAAUGGCGUGCGCUUCAAGCGGAUAUCGGGCACCUCCAUGGCCUUUAAGAACAUCGCCUCCAAGAUUGCCAACGAGCUUAAGCUCUAACAGGCUGCCGGGGGGCCGCGCCCCCAGCCCAGGACCAGCGAGGGCGUGCGCGCCCUGGGGCGGGGCUGCAGCUGGGCCGGCCCCCCUUUCCUUUUCAGUUUUUUCCUCCGCAUUUGUGGGGGAGGGAAGGUCAUUCUCCCCCCUCCACGACCCCCCAACGUGAAACAAGGAAUGUAGGGGGGCGUGGGGGCGGGGUACCCCCAGGUACUGCGGUUGCACAGAGUAUUUCGCCGAAACCAAGAAUUUUUUUAUUACCAAAAAAAGAAAAUGCAGCGGACGGCUCCCUGCCCUUCUGGGGCAGCACAGACUGGAUUGAUGGCGUUUCCUCCCCCUGGGAAUCGCUCGAGGCUGGAUCGUCCUCUUCGUCCUCUUCGUAGAGAGGGAAGGGGAGAAUUCGCUGCCCCUUCGUCCUCCCCCUCCCCGGGGCCAGUUGGGGGUUUUGCCCUGCCUUCCAUCUUCUCCUAAAUAAACCACCAGGGGUUGCCUUUCUAGACUCAGGCCCCUAGCAUUGAGUGCCCAUAGUUAAGACUGGGGCGGGGGGUUGGUGCUGUGGGCAAGGGAAGAGAUUGUUCUGGGCUGAGGAGGGGGAGGGGGGUCUUCUUUCGGUGCCAUUUCCUCCUAUCCCCCCACCCCCCUUUGCUGGGCAUUUACUUUCCACAAGCUGCUGUUAGGGGGGAGGGGGGGCAGCCUUUCUCCCCCGUACUCUCCUCCCCCGAGAGGCUGAUGACAGGGUCGGUCAAUUCCUGGGACUUCCCCCUCCCCCUGCCAAAUGUCUAGGGAACAUGGGUCUGGGGGCUGCCAGGCUGGGAGGGAGAUGCCAGCGAUGGGCAUUGGGUUCUCGUGGGGCCUGCUGCUGCUUCCCCUGUCCCUAGGACUGGGGAGGACAGAGUGUUCUCCUUUCUGGGAGAGGCCCUUGUCUGCAAGCACAUCUUCCCCCCCCUCCCCCAUCUCUCCGUCGGCAUUAAUUUGGGCACCGGCUAGGUUUGGAGCAGUGGGAUUUUUCUGCCUCUCUCUUCCCAGUCUCCUGUCUCCUCAAGCUUCUGUUUCUAGCUUUGCUUCAUGACACUUGCCCCUUGGCCUCCAUCUCCCCCAGGAGAAGUGAGGCGCCUGAGGUUCUAGGCUGAGGCGGGUGGCACGUCCAGUGCUGCCCUUGGGGGGAAGACGUUGCUGAUGCGCUCCCGUGCCCUUCCCCAGACUGGAGGCUGGAAGGGCACCAGGGGCGUUCAGCUGGUGGUGGCCACUGCAGCCCUUAAUUUAUUUCUCUGCUGUUUCUGUUCUUGAGAAAUGAGGUGGGGGAGGGAGGGGACGUGCACAGAAGCUGCUCCCCCCCGCAUCUGAGUUGUACAUUUUUUGUGAUGGGUUUUAUUUUUUAUUAUUAUUAUUUUAUUUUGGGUUUUUUUGUUUUUGAUUUAUGAUGACUUCCCUUUCUCCAUCCCUCCCACCUCCCAGCCUGAGGCGCAGCAGUGAGCAGAGCCUCUGGGUUCCAGGAAGGGGGUCUUGAUAAACUCCCUCCCACCCCAAAAGAAGGCUCCGGCUCCGGACCAAGGGCUUUACCCCUCCAUCUCCACCCCUCCUCCCUCGUAGCCCACCCAGGGUGAUCAGUGGGACCCAGGAGGGGAACAGCUCAGCUUGGGGGGGGGGCGGGGGGGCCCCAGGGACCAGAAGGUCAGGUCCCUCCCCCCCCUCCCCUCACAGUGCCCUUUCAACCUCCUCCCCCUUCCCAUACUUAGUUUCUCCUCUGGAUCAGACACACGUAAUAAAGAGAAUGUUUGGAAUCUGAGCCUUG
Messenger RNA from Phascolarctos cinereus (koala), 4474 nucleotides. RefSeq names its product microtubule affinity regulating kinase 2 (gene MARK2). Gene Ontology annotation, molecular function: tau-protein kinase activity; ATP binding. Gene Ontology annotation, cellular component: cytoplasm. NCBI's taxonomy places the organism in Eukaryota, Metazoa, Chordata, Mammalia, Diprotodontia, Phascolarctidae. Gene Ontology annotation, biological process: intracellular signal transduction; protein phosphorylation; microtubule cytoskeleton organization. The record is from RefSeq and is a predicted model, not a curated record.